This is a messenger RNA of [Candida] anglica, 1441 nucleotides long. NCBI's taxonomy places the organism in Eukaryota, Fungi, Ascomycota, Pichiomycetes, Serinales, Debaryomycetaceae. The record is from the annotation of a GenBank genome assembly.
UUCUUUCUCAUAACACAUGAGAAUGGCUGCUUCUGCUCCUGAAUACUUCUUUUCAAACAAACUUCGUCAUGUACGACCGUACUAUCGUACGUAUAAAACGCCCGUUAAGGGCCGUUGGUUAGAUAGAACUCUUGUAGAAGUCUAUACUGAAGACCUUCAUCAUAAUCAAGAUCGAACUGAAAAGCAAAUCCAUAAUGGAGGCAUAUACAUUCUCCAGAAUCAUGGACAAAAGACAGGUUCAGCUAGAGUGUCUGGCUGGGAUAACCUAAGUCAACGUAGACUCCAAAGACAUGAUAUUGUGUGUAACUUAGCCCAUAUACAUGAACCAUCAGUACCGUAUAUGGAAUCUGAGGUUGUGUAUGAAGAUGAUGAUUUAUAUGUAGUAAACAAACCAAGCGGGAUCCCAACACACCCUACAGGUAGUUUCUUCUACAACAGCAUGACCGAGAUCCUUAAGAGUAACCUGGCCGAUGUUUCGAGUAAUAUUUUCUUACCAUGUCAUCGUCUUGAUAGAGCCACUCUGGGGAUAUUAAUUCUUGCUAAACAUUCUAAAGCAGCAGCUCAAUUUGCAGUUAAUAGCAAAACUUCCAAUGUAGCACCAAAGAAAGAGUAUUUGGCCCGAGUGAUGGGGAAAUUCCCGGAAGGUACUUAUACGGUGAUGGCACCUAUCUUUAAUCUCAAUGCAGCUGGAGGAUUCAUUGGACAAUCAAACUCGAGUCAACUCCCUGCAGACUCAACCACAGAAUUCACAAGACUUCAAUAUAGCCUGGAACUUGACCAAAGUGUUGUGCUAUGUAAACCGAUUACUGGCAGGACCCACCAGAUCAGAAUUCAUUUAAGAAACGUAGGCCACCCAAUUGUAAAUGAUCCAUUCUAUAACGAAAAUAUAGCUUCAGAUAGUACCAAGAUAAACAAUUCUAUAGAGCUUGAACUAUACUCACGGAUUAACCAUAUUUACCCUCAAUUCAAUACGUUAUUGACGGGAACUGCUUUAGAGCAAGAAUAUAUCCCUCCAGCAACAAUAAAUUUCCCAUCGAUUACAAGAUUUGAUCUGGAUAAUGAACUCCAGACGAAACUCCUGGAAUUGAAAGCUUUAAAGCAAGAGGAAUUUGCCAAGUCCAAGAAUGCUGGUGGAGUCUGUCCUGAAUGUAAUCAACAGACCCACGAAGAACGCAGUGUGGAGACUAUGAAUAUCUGGUUACAUUCAUACAGAUACCUGUACGAGAGGGGAGAUAAACGUUUUGAAACAAGCCUUCCUGAUUGGUACCAUGUUUAGAUAGUCAUUAUGUAUAUUAAUUUAAAAGUAUAUGUACAUGAGAAGGUUGAGUCCUCUGGAGCUGAUAGUUUACCUUGUAGAGGAUACUCUGGUAUAAUUACGAGUAACUUAAUGCUUUUGCAUGUAUGAUUGGUGACCUUAGUAGAGAGUUGGUCAAAUCCCAGA